CUCGUGUUGAGUCCCAUGGACCCUGUUUUGUAUGUGGUGGAGUGGAUCACCUAGCUCAGGAUUGUCCCACAUUUGCUGAAAUGAGGGGUGUGUAUGAGGAACAUUGUAAUGCCCUAGGUAUGUACAAGAAGCCUUUUACACCCUUUUCAGAUACCUAUAAUCCUGGUUGGAGGAACCAUCCUCACUUUAGUUGGAAAUCUGACCCGCAACAUCCUGCACAACCACAGCUGCCUAGAGCUUAUUCUACACCUCCAUACCAUGCCCCAUCUUCUAGGAAUCCUUUAGAGGACACACUACAUGCUUCUAUUGAGGCUCAGAAUAAGACAAACCAGAAGUUUGAAUCAAUGAUUACUCAGGUGGUUGAGGAAAAUAAAGAGAUUAGGAGUCAAGUGUCUAAGUUGAUUAGUGCUUUAACCGUAAAUGAGCGAGGAAAAUUUCCAUCGCAAGCUCAACCCAAUCCCCAAGGUCAGCAUAUGGCACAAACUUCUAACCCUGAUAGGCAAGAUCUUAAGGAGGUUAAUUCCAUAACUACUCGAAGUGGUAAGGUUAUAGAAAGGGUUCCCAAGCCUAAGGACACACAAGAGAAGUUGAGUAGUGAUGUAGUUGAUGUUCCAAGAGAGGAAGAGAUAGUGAAGAGUCCAGUUAGAGUGCCCUUUCCUCAAGCUCUCAAGUCUACCUCAAGAGUUAUGGACCAUAGUAGCGAGAUCCUAGAGAACCUAAGGCAAGUGAAAAUUAAUCUUCCUUUGUUACAUGUGAUAAAACAGGUUCCAACUUAUGCAAAGGUCCUUAAAGAUUUGUGCACUGUAAAAAGAAAACACCAUGUUAAGAAAACAGCUUUUCUAACGGAACAAGUAAGUGCUUUGAUUGAACAGAGAAUCCCACCAAAAUAUAAGGACCCAGGAUGCCCCACAAUUUCUUGUAUUAUUGGGAAUCAUGAGUUUGCACAGGCCUUACUUGAUUUGGGAGCUAGUGUCAAUCUCAUGCCUUAUUCUGUUUACUUGCAAUUGGGAUUAGGAGAGAUCAAACCCACCUCUGUGGUCUUACAGUUAGCUGAUCGGUCAGUAAAGAUACCAAGGGGGAUAGUUGAGGAUGUGUUAAUUCAAGUUGAUAAAUUUUACUAUCCUGUUGAUUUCUUGAUUCUAGACACACACUCUGUUGUUAUUUCUGAAUCAAAAAUCUCCAUUAUUUUAGGUAGACCUUUUCUUGCCACCGCUAAUGCUCUUAUUAAUUGCAGGAAUGGAUUGAUGAAGUUGUCCUUUGGGCAUAUGACCCUUGAGGUCAAUAUCUUCCACAUAAGCAAACAGCCACAGGAGGACGAUGAGUGUCACCAAACUUACCUGAUAAACACACUUAUGCAAGAGGAAGCCAUCACAAAACAUGACCCCGAUCCUCUUGAAUAUUUUCUUAUUAAUUCUGGGUUUGAUAGCACAUUUGACUCUAAUGAUGUUACUAAUAUUUGUGCUGUUUUUGAUUCAUCUCAGGAUUAUGGGACGAGGACAUGGCAACCAAGAUUUGAGGAGCUGCCCUUGAUGCGAGAACAACCGAAGCCAUCUACCAUUGAAGCCCCAAAAGUCGAGUUAAAGCCACUGCCUAAGGGUUUAAAACAUGCAUUUCUUGGUCUAGGUGAUACCUUUCCUGUAAUAAUUUCUUCUAACUUAAGUGCAUCACAAGGUAAAAAAUUACUUAUAACUUUGAAUGAGCAUAAAUCUGCACUUGGUUGGACCAUGGCCGACAUUAAAGGCAUCAGCCCUUUAAUUUGUUCUCAUAGGAUUCACUUGGAGGAGGGAGCUAACCCUCGUAGAGACCUCCAACGCAGGCAACCUACCAUGAAAGAAGUUGUGAAAAAUGAAGUCUUAAAACUGUUAGAUGCGGGUAUUAUUUAUCCGAUUGCCGAUAGCAAGUGGGUUAGUCCUACGCAGGUAGUUCCUAAAAAGUCAGGUGUCACAGUAGUGAAGAAUGAUGUAGGAGAAUUAGUCCCUACCAAAGCAGCAACCGGGGGAAUAGAGGUUGAUCAAUCCAAAAUUGAGUUGAUCUCUAAGUUGCCCACACCUAAGAUUGUGAAGGAUGUUAGAUCAUUCCUUGGUCAUGCUGGUUUCUAUAGGAGGUUUAUCCAGAAUUUUUCUACCAUAUCUAGACCAUUGUGUAACCUUCUAGUUAAGGAUACCCCAUUUGAGUGGACACAAGAGUGCCAAGCGGCAUUCCAAACGCUUAUUGGGAAGCUCACUUCAGCUCCCAUUAUGCAGCCACCAGAUUGGAGUUUACCUUUUGAAAUUAUGUGUGAUGCAAGUGACUACGCAGUAGGAGCUGUCUUAGGUCAACGGAGAGAGGGAAAGCCCUUUGUCAUUUAUUAUGCUAGUAGGACUUUAAAUAGUGCUCAAAUGAAUUAUUCUACUACUGAAAAAGAACUACUAGCUGUAGUAUUUGCAUUAGAUAAAUUCCGUGCUUAUUUGAUUGGCUCGCCUAUUACAAUUUUUACAGAUCAUGCAGCCCUUAAGUACCUUCUCGCAAAGAAGGAUGCUAAGGCGCGAUUAAUUAGGUGGAUCUUGCUUUUGCAGGAAUUUAAUCUAACCAUCAAGGACAAGAAGGGUUUAGAGAAUGGGGUGGCUGAUCACCUCUCAAGGUUAAUAUUUGAGGAUACUACAGAUACACCACCGAUCCGUGAUGAUUUUCCAGAUGAACAAUUAUUUUCUAUCACCUCCAUGCCGUGGUUUGCACAUAUUGUCAAUUAUUUGGUAACAGGUGAGAUGCCAUCAGACUGGAAUGCACAGGAUAAGCAGAAGUUCUUAACAGAGGUACGUUCUUUUUAUUGGGAUGAUCCACAGCUUUUUAAGUACUGUCCUGACCAAAUUAUGAGGAGAUGUGUCCCAGAUGAUGAGAUAGCAAGUGUCUUAGAAUUCUGUCAUUCCCAAGCUUGUGGAGGCCAUUUCUCUAUGAAGAAAACCGCUGCAAAAAUUUUGCAGUGUGGAUUUUAUUGGCCAUCAUUGUUUCGAGACACAAAUGUUUAUUGUCGUUCUUAUGAGAAAUGUCAAAAAUUAGGAGCUUUGUCCCGUCGUAAUAUGAUGCCUUUGAAUCCAAUUUUAGUGAUAGAAAUUUUUGAUUGCUGGGGUAUAGAUUUUAUGGGACCGUUUCCUCCUUCUUUUGGUUAUCUAUAUAUUAUUGUUGCAGUAGAUUAUGUGUCCAAAUGGGUAGAGGCUGCAACUUGUAGGAACAAUGACAAUAAGACAGUAAUUAAAUUUCUAAAGGAAAAUGUGUUGUCUCAUUUUGGUACACCACGUGUUAUCAUUAGUGACCGGGGUACACAUUUUUGUAACCGUUCCUUUGAAGCAUUGAUGAGGAAGUAUGGGGUGGUGCAUAAGAUUUCUACAGCUUACCAUCCUCAAACAAGUGGGCAGGUAGAGCUUGCUAAUAGAGAGAUUAAGCGUAUUUUAGAGAAAACGGUUAACCCCGACCGGAAGGAUUGGUCAUUGCGAUUAACUGAUGCACUUUGGGCAUACCGUACAGCUUUCAAGACCCCCCUAGGCAUGUCACCUUAUAGGCUUGUUUUUGGUAAACCUUGCCACCUACCGGUAGAGCUAGAACAUAGAGCCUAUUGGGCUAUUAAGAACUUUAACUUUGAUUUACCUGAAGCCGGUGAGCUUAGGAAGUUCCAGAUGACCGAGUUAGAAGAGUUGCGAAAUGAAGCUUAUGAAAAUUCUAAAAUUUACAAGGCUAAGAUGAAGGCAUUUCAUGAUAGAAAUAUUCUUAGAAAAACAUUUGCACCUAAUCAACGAGUAUACUUAUAUGAUUCUAGGCUUCAUAAACACCCUGGUAAAUUACGAUCUAGGUGGACUGGUCCUUUUGUGGUAAAGCAUACAUUUGAGAAUGGAGCGGUAGAGAUAGAAGAUCCUAGAGAUGGUCGGAUGUUUAAGGUAAAUGGCCAGAGACUCAAGCCGGUCCUUGAGAAAGAGGCUCCAGUAGAGGAAGAUAUUCUUCUCAUGGACCCCGUCCACGAACAGUGA
Messenger RNA from Phoenix dactylifera (date palm), 3998 nucleotides. RefSeq lists its product as uncharacterized. Gene Ontology annotation, molecular function: zinc ion binding; nucleic acid binding. Lineage: Eukaryota; Viridiplantae; Streptophyta; Magnoliopsida; Arecales; Arecaceae. The record is from RefSeq and is a predicted model, not a curated record. Gene Ontology annotation, biological process: DNA integration.